CCCGCUCUUGCAGGUUCUGUCUUGUGUGCCGGCGAGACGAGGGCGGUGGUACUACGCGGGUCCGGGAGCGAGCAGGGAAGAAGAAAGCGCCGCCGGAGGCCGGAGCUGCAGCCACCUGUGGCCCAGGCGAACGGCGCUUCCACGGAUCGACGGUCGAGGGUCGACCUCUCUUUCUCGUGGCCGUGCAGUGCGCUGACUCACAACUGUGGCAGGGAGCGAGGAACAGGGCGCCGGCGCGCGCUCUUCUUCUCCUCCGGCGCCGGCCAUGGCUCGUAACCCCUGCGACAUCCGCUUCCUCCUCCUCGCCGCCGCCGCAGCUUUCAUCUACAUCCAAGUGCGGCUCUUUUCUACCCAGUCUCAUCACUCCGAACGCCUUGCAGAAGCAGAAAAAUUGGAGAACAAAUGCACCGAUCAGUUGCGUUCCAUGAUCGAUCAAGUCAGCGCGCAGCAGGAGAAGAUUGUUGCGUUGGAAGAGAUGAAGCUACGCCAAGACGAGGAGCGUGUGCAGCUGAAGAUUUUAAUCCAAGAUCUUGAAAAAAGGAGUUUGCAGACCUCAGUAAACAAGGAUGUGCAGGUUCCUGUUGCCGCUGUUGUAAUAAUGGCUUGCAAUCGACCAGAUUAUUUACAGAGGACAGUUGAAUCUAUCCUGAAGUACCAGACAGCAGUUGCUUCAAAGUUCCCACUGUUUAUAUCUCAGGAUGGAACCAAUGGAGAAGUAAAAAAGAAAGCUUUGAGCUAUACUCGAAUAACAUUUAUGCAGCAUGUAGAUCUUGAACCUGUGCGCACUGAAAGACCAGGAGAAAUGACAGCGUAUUACAAGAUAGCUAAACACUAUAAAUGGGCCUUGGAUCAGCUAUUCCUGAAGCAUAGUUUUGGUCGAGUCAUCAUUCUGGAAGAUGACAUGGAGAUCGCCCCAGAUUUCUUUGACUACUUCGAGGCUGCAGCAAAAUUACUUGAUGACGACAAGACAAUAAUGGCUGUUUCUUCUUGGAAUGACAAUGGGCAAAAACAGUUCGUUUAUGACCCAAAAGCUCUUUACCGUUCGGACUUCUUUCCUGGGCUUGGAUGGAUGUUAACAAAGCCAACAUGGAUUGAGCUUUCACCAAAGUGGCCCAAAGCUUAUUGGGAUGAUUGGGUGAGGCUAAAGGAGGUACACAGAGAUCGGCAAUUUAUCCGGCCAGAAGUCUGCAGAACAUAUAAUUUUGGCGAGCAUGGAUCAAGCAUGGGACAAUUCUUCAAUCAAUACUUGGAACCAAUCAAGUUAAAUGAUGUUCAUAUCGACUGGAAUUCUGAGGACCUGAGCUACCUCAGGGAGGACAAGUUUUUGAUCCAAUUUGGAAAAGAAGUGGCCAGCGCCACACCUCUGCACGGAUCCGACGCUUUGUUGAAGGCCCACAAUAUGGAUGUGGAUGUAAGGAUUCAGUACAAUGACCAGGGAGAUUUCGAGCGUAUAGCUCGUCAGUUUGGAAUAUUUGAAGAAUGGAAGGAUGGUGUUCCAAGAGCAGCUUACAAAGGAGUAGUGAUGUUCCGGUACAAGAGUAGUCGAAGACGAAUAUACCUGGUUGGCCCUGACUCUCUUAGUCAACUUGGGGUUUAGCACCAUAAGUGCUGAGGUGGGAACUUACCAUUGUGGAAGCAAUGUUGACACAGCAAAAAAAAAAGUGGAACUGCCACAUAUAUACUGCCCAGAACAAGAGGGGGUGCAAAUGCAAUCCAAUGCUGCCAGGCAAUUUCUGACCCCCUGAGGAACGCACGGUGUAGACAAAAUUUGGCUGGACUCAUACAUGUUUACUUAGUUAGCACAAGAAUUUUUAUUCAAAUAUGUGUUUUGGGUUUACAUGAUCCUGAUCAUCACCCCCAUUAGCUGAUCUGACCUGCCAUUCAGUGUACAUAACACACUAUGAAUUAUCAAUCAAAUUGCUGCUGCUUAUUGCUUA
Brachypodium distachyon (stiff brome) is the source of this 1937-nucleotide messenger RNA. RefSeq names its product alpha-1,3-mannosyl-glycoprotein 2-beta-N-acetylglucosaminyltransferase. NCBI's taxonomy places the organism in Eukaryota, Viridiplantae, Streptophyta, Magnoliopsida, Poales, Poaceae. Gene Ontology annotation, molecular function: alpha-1,3-mannosylglycoprotein 2-beta-N-acetylglucosaminyltransferase activity. Gene Ontology annotation, cellular component: Golgi apparatus. The record is from RefSeq and is a predicted model, not a curated record. The transcript is spliced from 18 exons. The coding region runs from base 266 to 1597 and encodes 443 amino acids.